AUGGUACCAGGGAAGAGGAAGACUGCGGUAAAAAAGAGGCCCGGCCUCCGUCCAUGCCAGUUAAAAGCGGCCAGAAUGGAGAGAGUCUCCGGUGAAAUGUUCCUUAUUCUUGCUGGUUUGAAUGAGACAAGGAGAGACAAAAACAUCUAUUUUGGCUUUUCUUUUGUGUCCUACCUCUGUACGCUUUUUGUAAAUCUGUCUCUCAUACUAAUCAUUUCCACAGAGAAGAUUCUCCAUGAGCCCAUGUACAUCUUCCUGUGUAAUCUCUGUGUUAAUGGCAUUUUUGGGGCUACGGGUUUCUACCCCAAGAUUCUCAUUGACCUCAUGUCAGACUCUCAUAUUAUUUCAUACAGCGCAUGUAUACUUCAGGUUUGUGUCGUCCACACUUAUAUUUUCUCUGAAAUAACAAAUCUGACAGUGAUGGCUUAUGACAGGUAUGUUGCAAUUUGCAAACCACUGGAGUAUCACUCCAUCAUGACACCACAGAGGCUGAGGAACCUGAUAUUAUCUGCUUGGUUUUUUCCUUUAAGUCAGAUUUUGAUGUGUUUAUUGCUGACGGUCAGACUGCCUCUCUGUGGCAUAAGGAUUGAAAAAGUUUACUGCUCCAACUGGGAUGUUGUUAAAUUAUCCUGCUCUGAUUACUUUUUGACAGAGGUGUAA
Molecule: messenger RNA, 660 nt
Organism: Paramormyrops kingsleyae
Lineage: Eukaryota; Metazoa; Chordata; Actinopteri; Osteoglossiformes; Mormyridae
Source: RefSeq, a predicted model, not a curated record